UGUUAGCUUCAGGCUUCAGGUGAUUACCAGGAAAUAUGCCAAGAGAUCGUCUUAAACUCUACAAAGACCUUCAAAGUUGAGACUAAGAAGUCAACUGCGUGCAUGCUAACAUGCUAAACUACAGUGGUGACUGCAGACAGUAUGACCUGCUACACAUCAGCAUGUUUGCCUGCCUUCGUAUCUGCAUCUGGGUCCUUACAAGUUUGCAACAGCAACGGUCUUGGAUGUUUAUAAUCACCCAUCAUCAGGUGACAGUGUGAUGGUGGCAGAUUAAGCACAGGGAUGUGAGCAGACCAGUAAAGAUGACCCUGUUGGCGGGUGAUGGCUCCGACUAUGACUACAGUGCCCUGAGCUGCGCCUCCGACACCUCCUUCAACGCGCCUCCCCUGCAAGAGGAGGAGGCUCAAAAGGGAGCCUUCUACAAGAGGGCGCAGCGGGCCCCUGACUUCAGCACCGUCCAUGACGACACACUGCUGUCCAGCUCCCGGAAGCUCCACGCCAUCAUCAAUGUGGGUGGCCUGCGGUACAAGUUGCCCUGGACCACCUUGGAGGACUUCCCCCUGUCUCGGCUGGGCCAGCUGCACCUCUGCAGCAGCUUUGACGAGAUCAUGAGUAUCUGUGACGACUAUGAUGUCACGCACAAUGAGUACUUCUUCGACCGCAGCCCCUGUGCCUUCCGUACCAUCCUGACCUUCCUGCGGGCGGGCAAGCUGCGGUCCCUCAGGGAGAUGUGCGCCCUGUCCUUCAGGGAGGAGCUGCUCUACUGGGGGGUCCCCGAGGAGAGCCUGGAGUGGUGCUGUCGCCGGCGCCUCCUGCAACGCGUGGAGGAGUUUGAAGCAAUGGAGAGGGCAGAGGAGGAGGAGGAGCUCCUGGAGGAUCUGUUGGAUUCGGACAGCGGCCAUAAGGAUCGUGCAGCCGAGUCCAGAAUCAACCGGUGCAUGGGCAAGUUAAGAGACAUGGUGGAGAGGCCUCACUCAGGCCUCCCCGGGAAGAUCUUCGCUUGUUUAUCAGUGCUGUUCGUCACCAUCACGGCCAUCAACCUAUCAAUCAGCACCAUGCCUGCCAUGAGGGAAGAGGAGGAGGCGGGCACGUGUUCCCAGAUGUGCUACAACAUCUUCAUCGUGGAGACGGUGUGCGUGGCCUGGUUCUCCCUGGAGUUCACCCUGCGCUUCAUUCAAGACCGCAGCAAGCUGACCUUCCUCAGGCAGCCCCUCAACCUGAUAGACGUGGUGGCCAUCCUGCCGUACUACAUCACCCUGGUGGUGGACAGCACCUCCAAAGGGGAGAAGCGGCCGGGCUCUGGCAGCAGCUACUUGGACAAAGUGGGCUUGGUGCUGCGCGUCCUCAGGGCCCUGCGUAUCCUCUACGUGAUGCGCCUGGCUCGCCAUUCGCUGGGCCUGCAGACUCUGGGCCUGACAGCACGCCGCUGCACACGAGAGUUUGGACUGCUCCUCCUCUUCCUGUGCGUGGCCAUCGCACUGUACUCCCCCUUGCUGUACUUGAUUGAGAAUGAAAUGGCCGCCACGCAGGAGUUCACCAGCAUCCCUGCGACCUACUGGUGGGCGGUCAUCACCAUGACAACCGUGGGAUACGGGGACAUGGUGCCAAGGAGCAUCCCGGGCCAGGUGGUGGCUCUGAGCAGCAUCCUGAGCGGGAUCCUCCUCAUGGCCUUCCCCGUCACCUCCAUCUUCCACACCUUCUCGCGGUCCUACUUGGAGCUGAAGCAGGAGCAGCAGAGGGUGCUGCAGAGGAGGACGCACUUCCUGCUGCGGAGCCGCAUGGCCGGCCUGGGCAGCAACCUGUCCUUAGAGAGCGAUAUGCUCUUCAACAUAGGGUCCGACCCCAGAGACCUGGACGACUGAGACUGUUGGACAGGGAAGGACAUACAAACUGGAAAUGGGACGGAAAGAGAAGGCAACAUAAGAGACUGACGGUGUAAAGAAAGAGCAAAGAUUAUGGUGAUGGAGAAAAUUGUUUUUUUUUUUCUUCCCAGCAAUGCAGCCUUCCUGUGUAGCAGUGUACUUUUGCAUAAAUGUGAAAAAUACACAGAGAGUGGAAGAAGAAGAAGAAGAAGAAGAAGAAGAAGAGAGGCCUCAUAUUAAAUCAAUAUUUGCAUCAAAAAGUUAAUUAUCUCUUACUAAAAUACAUCAUCCCAUGGUCAAAGAAUAUAAGAUAUGAGUCCAGUUUCCUGAUAUAAACACAAAUACCUCAUAAUAUUUAAUGAUCUGGAGUAUUACAGCCGUUAUAUAUUAUCAUUAUUAUAUAUUAUAUUAUUAAAAAAUAUUGUGAUUCAUGUGAAAUGUGAUAUUAGACAGAAGAGAUGAGUGAAGAGCACGAUCGCGGCCUGAGUAUGAUCCGACAACACGGUGAUGUUUUUCAUCCCUCCAGCUGUUUGAAUGGAUUCUGCUUUUGUUGAGUCCCAAAGGUUAAAUGGAAUUUCUAUCUAAGCUAAAAAUGUGACCCUUAAUCCAGUGAUUUUUAUAUUUUUUUUUCUGACUGUGCAAAAUCUGAUAAUUACGUUUAAUCCUUCCCCUCCUCUGGCACUGUCAGCAUACACAUAUUAAUUAUGAUGUAUUAAUCGUCCUUCUCCUUGAGACUCUAUAUGCAAUUUAAAGAAAAAAAAAACUUUUGGACGUUGAAGAUUGAAGCAUUACUGUGCUUGUAAUUACUGCAGUUGCUGUCCAUAGCUGUUUAUAAUUAUUAUCUCUCUCCUUAAAGUGGAUUUAAACUCUGAUUUGUCUGUUUCGUUGUCACUUCUCAUUUUAACUUUGACCUAACGUGAAGCUUUAGAGCCGCAGAGGGAGACGCGUUUGCAGUUUCAGCACAAAAAAACUGAACACGAUGAAACAAAGUCCCCACAUGGCGACCAGCUGCAGUUUCUUCAGUCCAGAGAUGUAUUCAGUACAUUUAACUCUGUUUAAAUUAGCAUUUUCUGCAGAUAAAUCGUGCUAAAACAGAAGAAUCAUUAAAGAGCCAACUUGACAAAUCA
This is a messenger RNA of Acanthopagrus latus (yellowfin seabream), 2989 nucleotides long. RefSeq names its product potassium voltage-gated channel, subfamily G, member 1 (gene kcng1). The record is from RefSeq and is a predicted model, not a curated record. Gene Ontology annotation, cellular component: membrane; voltage-gated potassium channel complex. Lineage: Eukaryota; Metazoa; Chordata; Actinopteri; Spariformes; Sparidae. The transcript is spliced from 4 exons. Gene Ontology annotation, biological process: protein homooligomerization; regulation of delayed rectifier potassium channel activity; potassium ion transmembrane transport. Gene Ontology annotation, molecular function: delayed rectifier potassium channel activity. The coding region runs from base 303 to 1862 and encodes 519 amino acids.